AUGGCCCAGCUGCCCGUGAAAAAACGGCGUCCUCCUCGGGCUGAGCCUGGUCCUCAGCCAGCUAACUCAGAGGUCCCGGUGCAUUUCCCCGAAGUGGUGCUUGGCCUGGUUGAGAAGAGGAUGGGCAGAAGCCGGAAGACGUUCCUGACCUCCUUGGCUCUCAGCAGAGGUUUUUCUGUAGAUGAUCCCCGCAGUGAGAAAGCGACUCACAUUGUGUCCNCCAAUGUGACUACUCCGAUGGCGCCACUAGAAGAAAAAGGCCAGGUGCCUCCCUACAUCUGCCAGAGACGGACUCCCCUGCAGCACCACAACUCCACACUCACGGAUGCCCUAGAAACCAUGGCAGAAGAGGCUAAAUUCACGGGCAGUGAAGUUCGGAGCUUGGCCUUUUCCAGAGCUGCUUCGGUGCUUAAGUCCCUGCCUUGGAAGGUCAGCAGAAUUCAGCAACUCCACCCCGUGCCCGGCAUCGGAGAGCAUUCGCGGAGAAUUAUCCAGGAAAUGCUGGAAGAUGGCCUUUCUGCAGAGGUGGAGAAAGUUAGACAAUCUGAGAGAUACCGGACGAUGAAGCUUUUCACCAAGAUCUUUGGAGUUGGGGUACGGAUAGCCAGCCAGUGGUACCAGGAGGGGCUCAGGUCCCUUGCUGACUUACAGCUGCACCAGAUAAAACUGAAUAAAGAACAGCAAGCAGGACUUCUUCAUUACGAGGAUCUGAAUACCCCCGUGGAGCUCUGGGAGGCCGAGGCCAUCAGCCAGGUGGUGCACAAGGUAGUUGAGGAGGUUUUGCCUGGAGCGAUGGUCAUGCUGACUGGAGGAUUUAGGAGAGGGAAGCCAUGUGGCCAUGACGUGGACCUGCUCAUCACCCACCCUUCUGAAGGUCAAGAACUGGGACUUUUGCGCAAAGUCAUCAGUGUCCUGGAGAGCCAGGGCUUCUUGCUGUAUCACAGUUUCCACCGAAGCAGCUUCCUCUCCCUCGAAGAUGAAGAGCUGUGGGUUAGCGGCGGUUCAAGCACCAUGGACCACUUUGAGCGCUGCCUCUCCAUCUUCCAUCUUGGGGAUCUUGCUGGAAGCCAUCCGGGGGUUACUGGGCUUCAGAAGCUCGGCGCCUCAGUGGGGCCCGGUGCAUCCUGUCCCCGGACAGCUGUGCGGGUGGAUUUGGUUGUGACCCCCUUCAGCCAGUUUCCUUUUGCUCUGCUUGGCUGGACCGGCUCACGGAAUUUUGAACGAGACCUCCGCCGUUUCUCUAAGCGUGAGAAGAAGAUGACCCUCAACAGCCAUGGCCUCUAUCACCUAGAGCAGAAAAUUUUCCUGGCCGCUACCUCCGAGGAAGAGAUUUUUCAGCAUUUAGGACUGGAGUAUCUACCGCCUGAAGAGAGAAAUGCUUGAGCCUUUGUUGUGCAAAGCAGUUUUUUCACCCUGUGGAAUUCACAAAUGAAUGAGAACCACCCAGGUUACACUUCAUAUAACCUUCACUUGUGUGUG
Molecule: messenger RNA, 1479 nt
Organism: Protobothrops mucrosquamatus (brown spotted pit viper)
Lineage: Eukaryota; Metazoa; Chordata; Lepidosauria; Squamata; Viperidae
Gene: POLM
Product: DNA polymerase mu
Exons: 11
Coding region: 1-1383 (460 amino acids)
Biological process (GO): double-strand break repair via nonhomologous end joining
Cellular component (GO): nucleus
Molecular function (GO): DNA binding; DNA-directed DNA polymerase activity
Source: RefSeq, a predicted model, not a curated record